Papilio machaon (common yellow swallowtail) is the source of this 2401-nucleotide messenger RNA. RefSeq lists its product as uncharacterized. The coding region runs from base 213 to 1850 and encodes 545 amino acids. The transcript has 8 exons. The record is from RefSeq and is a predicted model, not a curated record. Lineage: Eukaryota; Metazoa; Arthropoda; Insecta; Lepidoptera; Papilionidae.
AAAAUACAUUCAAAGUUGUGUGAUCGUUCAGUUGUGUUCGAGUCGUCCUGCCGCACGUUACGUCUACGUUUGAUUUCGUCUACGAAGCCGUCGCCGCAUUUGUGACAACUUUUUGUAUUGCAGAAAUACCAUCGACCAUCACGACAAUACCCGCUGACCAGCGAACAGUAUCUUUUUAUUAUUACCAAGGAAACUUGUAUUAAAUUAUCAAGAUGCUCGCAAACUCCGCAAUGGAAAUGCAAGUAGAGGAGACUCCGUUGGCUCUACGUCGCCUGUGGAAUCUGACCCGCGCUCGUUUAGCCGGCACCACCACUACGAUUGAUGAACCAGAGUUAGUGGAUAACCUACCUUAUGCCCAGGAGCCCGAGGAGAGACCGAAGGCUUUGUCAGCACCGAGUGACUACGAGAGUGAUGGUGAAGAGGCUUUUUCGGAGUUAGAAAUACCGGAAAUCCCGGAGGUUCCAUGCAAAGGUUACUGGACAUCGAGUGUGUACGAUAAAGAGGUUAUAUUGGACGCAAGCACCCUCGGCGAUGUGCCCGCCGUGUACCGCGUGCCGCAACCCGCCCCCCACCAAAUGCCUGUCAUCGGAGUUUACAUUGACCCUAGAGUCAGAACCGGAUUCAGAUAUAAAAUUAGACCAAUGCAGGCUUUAGACGCUCCACCUCUAUCAGUGAAGCCGAGGUACUUGUUUGACGGCAAGGCUCUGACGCUGCAAUCGAUUGGUCGCGGCUUUGCUCGCCGGCUGACAUUCGAGCCGAUCGAUUCCACUCUUAAUGACAACACCAACUACUUCUGGUCAGACUCGAGACCGGAGGGAUUCCUGUUUGAGAUCGAAGCCGUUUCCAUUGGUGACAAAUUUACUAUUUACGACGCAAACCAUGAACCACAAGGCAUUCUGGAAGUUGUUCAACAACAGAAGAAUCAAAUAGAAAUAAACCAGCUGAUAGGUGCAGAUGGCACGAUUGAGAAGAAAGUGAAGAUCAACACACUUUGUAAAGUUGAAUGGUAUGAAGAUGAUGGUGCUACUAAAUUAGUACCGGUCACUGGAGUUGCUCUGCUCAAGAAAGGUCGUGGUAAUGCCACAGUUGUAAGAGUCAUCAAUGUUGCCAUUGGAAUCAAACAAUUGAAGAAAGGUUACGAACUGAAGCCCGGCAUUCAAUCUUCAUCGAGAAGAGUUAAAGUCAAUGGAGCUGAAAUAAAAGAUAUUCCCUGCCAAUACAGUAUGGUGGGAUUGGAAAGAUACGAACUUCCAGUUAUUGGUACCUAUGUUGAUCCCCGCAUUAUUCCUGGGUUCUCGUACCGCGUGCGUCCCGCCAACAGCCGUCGCCAUCUCUUCGACGGCCGAAGCUUGAUGCUGCAGUCUGUUGGUAUGGGAUAUGGCAAGCGUAUCACCUUUAAACCCGAUACUCUUAACGCACCUGAGAAUUACUUCUGGUCUGACUCUCACCCUGAGGGUAUCGGCAUGGAGCCCCGCGCGGUCCAUCCUAACAUGAAGUUCUCUAUCACAGGAAAUGGGGGCCUUCUUGGCGAAGCGAGUGUGUUCCGGGCUGAUCUACCACAAAUCGAAAAGAAGACAGAAUAUGUGGACGUGCCGGGUAAGCGCGGGAAGGCGGUGGAGAAAUAUAUCCAAGUGGACGUGACAUGCCACGUGAAACUGGCCACCACUGGAGGAGGAUCGGUAGACUCCGAGGUGCAUCUGAUGAAGGUGUCGGGAACGGCUCUCGUACGCAAAGACCCGGGGCAGCAGACAGCCAAGCUGAUCAAGGUGUUCAACGUCGGCUUGGAUUCACAACUGAACCUGCUGUUCGCACACUCACAGACGGAGCUCACCUUCCACCCCAUCCCUUAAGCAGCCACGAGAACCGAAUGGUAUUGCAAUACAUGAGAAAGUGCAACUUGCGCUACUCAAACUGUAUUGUGAUAUCAACAAAACCCACCUGGCGCGACUUAGGUUACGUCAAUUCAAACUGGUUUGGUCACGAGUUUGCAACCGAAAAGAGGUCAUUUAUUGUCCCUUUUGCUGUUGGCAAUUCGGUUGUAGAUUCGUUGUUGCAGCGAAAGCGAAGCUAUAGUAUAUGAGCUAAAUAACAUCAAGACGCUCUUGUCAAGUCCGGUAUUAGGCUUUCGCUGGCAAUGAUUGCCGUUUAACAUCUCUGGUUCUUAAAAAAUAUAUCAUUCUUUGUUUCUUUUAUUGACAAUUUUUUUAACAUGUAACAGUACUCCAACAAUCUUAAGAAAGAUGAGAAAAAUCUUUGUCAUUUAUUGUUUGUUUUAAUAAUAAUUUUGUUAUUACGGAGAGAGUAGAAAAGACUAGUGACUAUGACCAAUAGAUACGUCAAAAUUCAAUCAACUACUCAUUUUAUACUAGCAAAUAACUUACACUGGUGAUAAUUACUAUCA